This is a messenger RNA of Drepanopeziza brunnea f. sp. 'multigermtubi' MB_m1, 3441 nucleotides long. The record is from RefSeq and is a predicted model, not a curated record. NCBI's taxonomy places the organism in Eukaryota, Fungi, Ascomycota, Leotiomycetes, Helotiales, Drepanopezizaceae.
AUGGCGUUCCCCAACCCCAACCCCGACCCCAACGAAGCUCAACCAUGGCAGCACGAGUACUUCGAGACCCAGAAAUCUUUCAUGCGUCGAAAUGAACAGACAUCCCAGAGUAAUUGGCAUAUCAAUUACGACUAUCCCCGAGAAGGGAGACCUCAAGCAGCCCCGGAAGCUCCUAGGAAUGCACUACAGCCGGAGAAGACCGAGCUGGUAGAAAACAACACAGAUAAGGACACAGAAAGAGAAAAAGAAGUUGAACUCCAGCCAGAUUCUCUAAUGACAGACAAUAUCGCAGAAGAGGAUGAAGAGCCUGGUUCUUCCUCAAGCGCAGCAGAGGACAGUAGUGACGAAUCAGAUGAAGAUCAAGAAAAGGUGCCCGAUCAAGACCCGGAUGAGAUUGGAUUCUCUGCACAACUUAGAGAGUUUCUUCGGCCCAAUUUCAGCGCAGUGUUGACUGGCAGAACGGAGGCUGUCUAUACUUUACCAGAAGGCGCAGAUGAUGAAGAUGAAGAUGAAGAUGAAGAUACAAGGAAAGUCAACGAGCCAUGGGACAACACCAGAUGGGGCCAUCUUACAGACCGUCGUCACAAGCCCAGAGCGCCAGGAGUGCACAGAGGCCCCCGAAAAGCUGCUCCGAUGACACCAGAAAUUUCAAUGCUACUAUCUCAAGCCAAUGAUUCAUUUCAAGAGCAGAAUUAUCAUACCGCCGCAAUGUUUGCCCUGGACGUUAUUCGCAUCAACGCUGAAACCCAGCAAGCCUGGACUACGCUCGCUACUAUCUGGCAGGAGGCUGGAGAAAAAUCACACGUUGCGAAGUGUUUGGUGUAUGCAGCUCACUUACAGCCCACCGUUGUAUCUUCUUGGAUGUCGGCAGCUAGAUAUUGUCUGUACGACACAGGGUCCGAGAAGGAACUCUUUCUCGAAACUGCAAUUGCUUGCUACGGGGCCGCAGCUCGUGCUGAUCGCCGGGAUCCAACAGAAGCACGUGUGGGGCAAGCAGAAGUAUGUAUUGAGAUGGGCAAACCUGGCAGCGCAGCCAUUGCUUAUGCGAAGGCCCUCAAAACAUCACCCACCAACCUCGAUAUUUUGAGGAACCUGGCUGAGGUAUGCGUGGAUGCAGACCAAGCCCAAUUAGCCAUCGACGAAUGGGCGAAAGCAAUCAAGAUCUUAAAGGCUGCACCUGACGACGCCCCGCUCGAAUUCUCUUGGGAAGAUUUAUCUACAUAUAUCACGCUGUUCGAGGACAUCCGCGACAGGAAAGCUGUGAUCAGAGAAAUCAAGUCAGUUGGCCGAUGGCUAAAUGGUCGCGAAAAGGAGAGUUUCUGGGACAAUGUUGAAGAGAAUGAUUGCGAGUGGGAUGCUGAUGACUCGAGGAGAAAAGACAUCCCAGGUUUCGUUGAAAUGGCAGAAAAUGGCACGCUUAUGCCACUUGAAAUCCGCGUCAAACUCGGGAUGAACCGACUUUAUUUAGAAGACUAUGAGGAAGCGAUGGUACAUCUCUCUUGUCUGGAUCCCCUAGGAGGGUCAAAAAUUGCCGACUACCACCAUCUCUUUCGCGAAGCAGCGGACGCCAUGUUCGAAAGAGAGCGUCACGAAACGGCAAUGGUGUUUUACAAGGCCCUCAAAACUCAUGGAAUCGAGGUCGACUGCGAAAUGAUGACUGCAAUGGCCAGGUGUCUAGCUACAUUGGGCGAUGACAUCGAAGCCAUUGCCCACUACGAGGAGGCGCUGGUACUCGAUCGCACUGAUGUUGACAGCCGAAUGGAGCUAGCGAAGAUAUACGAAAGACAUGAACAGUCCGCCAAAGCGUUUGCCCUUGUCAACGAGGUGAUGAAUAUCCACAAGAGCAAUCGAGACGAUAAUGCCCCUCGUCGCAAGCGAUAUAUCAAGAAGGCACUGAGUCAGGACAAAGCUGUAGAGUCUUUCCUGAGGCCCGAUUUCGGUGCUACGGUUCCAGGACGUCGUCGGCGUGGAAAGGGGCGUAAAGAACAUGUCCCUAAGAUUUCAGGCGGUCGCCGUAAGCGGAGGGCGGAUGAAGACUAUGAGGCUGUCAUCGACGAAGCGAGGGCUUUACAACAACAGUACAAAGUCAUGACUGAAAACGUUUCAGGGAUGAGGCAGGGGGAUAUGGAAUGUACACGUGCUUGGGUCGAAGCGGCUACUGCGCUUACAAAUGAUUUCAGAAUGUUCAGGGACUUCUACCCCUGGGAGAGCAUCAAGAAGUUUAUGGGGUAUUCUGACGAUACACUUGUACAAGUUCAAACUCCGCUCGAUAAGGAAAUUGAAUCCAUGGCUGAGCGCCUCGCCAAAGGUCUCAAUGUAGAGAUAGCUGAUAACAAGAAGCUUGCUUCGGCUAGCGAAAUCCCAAAAGACUACCGUGGUCUUUCCUUUGAAAAAUGGCUGGACACGUUUCUCGAACUGGCCAUGUGCCUUGCGAAGUAUGGGUACUCUUUGGAGGCGUACGCUAUAUGCGAAGCUGCCAAAGACUGUGUUGUAUGGAUGCAUAACCGCGAGGACAUGUUUCUCAUCUCCACGGCCUGGGGUAUGUGUUCCCUGCUUUCGAAUGACGAGCAGACCGCUAUAAAGGUUGUGCAGGAUUUUGCGAAGAAAUACCAAUUCACUACUGAUGCUUACCGGCUCGUGUCUGCUGUUGCCCGAGUCUGCCACUCGCCUGUCUCGUGGUAUUGCGCAGGCCCAAUGCAGAAGUUUGUUCUUCGAGAGGUCAAGACCAUGGACUUGCCACUAGUCGACGACGCGACUAAGAAGAAGUACCAUAAAAGCGCUGGGGGUAUUACCAACCUUGAAAACCAGAGGAACACGGAUAUGGACAUCAACCUUUUGAUGCUAUACGGCUACAUCCUCUUCUCCAGUUGCAGCUACAACUUAGCUAUCAACUACUUCCUACGAUGCUACGCAAUGGAUCCUGAAAAUCCAGUCAUCAAUCUCAUGAUCGGCCUCUCCUACAUCGCCGACUGCUUGAAACGCCAAACAGAGAACCGACUGUACAGUAUCCUCCAGGGUACUACUUUCAUGCACACCUACUACGCAUCUCGCAAAACCUCUCCCCAUCUCGAAGAGCGUCAAGAGGCCCAUUACAACAUGGGCAGAGCGUAUCAUAUGCUUGGGCUUCCACACCUGGCGAUUCCGUACUACCAGCAGGUCUUGGAUGAGGUUGUAGAUGGCGCCGCACGAAUGGGUCGCGACGAUUUGGUUACCGACACUGCGUAUAAUCUGCAGACGAUGUACGCAAAUGCUGGGAACCUGGAGAUGGCGAGACAGAUAACCAAGCGCGUUCUUUCCCAUUCGCACGAUAGACAUGUGCUGACCAUAUGUGACAGAUAUCCGGGCGACUGUGUUUUGUUCGACUUUGACAACGGACACGUACCACAACUCACCGGGUAUCAAGUUCUAUGGACACUCGAUCUUCUCAACUGUGAUGACUAG